Actinia tenebrosa (Australian red waratah sea anemone) is the source of this 3473-nucleotide messenger RNA. RefSeq lists its product as uncharacterized. The record is from RefSeq and is a predicted model, not a curated record. Gene Ontology annotation, molecular function: NAD+ poly-ADP-ribosyltransferase activity; metal ion binding. Lineage: Eukaryota; Metazoa; Cnidaria; Anthozoa; Actiniaria; Actiniidae. Gene Ontology annotation, cellular component: nucleus.
UCUCGCGCUGAUUGGCUAGAGGGUUGAUCAUUAUAUUGCAUGGUUAAGGAUCACCUGGUUAGGGAUUGUGCUGGAGUUUCCAUGGGCCUCGAUCAAUAGUUUUACAAAUCUUAUUGGUGUUGGGUUUUUACAUAUACAUUUACUGGAUAGCAGAAAAGGACCAUCCUUGAUCAUUGCCACAUGAUCAGUGCUGUCGGUUUGUGACAUCAGGAAGUAGGAUCUCCUUCAACCCGCCGGUUGCGAAUCUUCUCCACAACGAACCUGAUCCGUGAUUGGAAACACUUUUUUUCGAUUUAAGGUUCAUUUGACCAACGAAACACUUGCCUUCGAUCCGUUGAACCCGAGUGGACGAAGAAAGGCUUCCACUACUGAAACAUGGCUACAUAUAACUUCGACUCGUCGCCUGGAAGAGACAGAUUCAUACGUCUUACCAGGCUACUCAUUGCAGGCGGAACGCCCAUCCUAAGAGAAGUGUUGAGAAGCUACCAUAAUCCAUCGACUCUCGCAGCAUGCGUAGCUUUAGUAGGCAAAAAGUUGGUUCUCACGAAACCUCAGAAGCAGCUGCUUUCUCUCGACGGUCCGCCAGGUUCGCUGCCCAACUUUGAUAAGUUUGAUAUUUGUCUUAUCUUCAAGUUGCUACGAAACUGCUGUGGACUGACCAAACCCGGCACUAAAUGGAACAAGUUACCAGAAGAGAGUGAUGAAAGUCUGGAAGCUGAUAUUGUUAGAAUAGAUUUUUAUCGUAACGACAUCUACGGUCAUACACUAGAAGGCAUGGCAAUCUGUACACAAGAAGACUUCGACAAGUACUGGGCCAUUAUCUCUGAUGCAUUGUGUAGAAUGGCUGCCAUCUUGACUGGAAGUGACAGAACAUUAAAAAUUCAAAUCCAAGAAUUAAGACAUUCGCGUUUGACAGAUGAUGAUCUUAGCACAGUUCAAGAAUUUUUACAAAAUAUCGAGGCAAAGGAAGACCAGAUCAUAAAAGGGAUAGAGGGAAUUCAAGACACCAUGAUCAAUGCAGCAUUACAGCGUAUGAAGAUCUCCGACGACAAAACUCAUACAGCAGUAGCUGCGUCACCACUUGUCCAAUACAAUUUUAUAUACAAUCAAUUCGGUCCAGACUUUAAAAGUGAGAGCGCGCAAGGCCCUCAACAACCCUGUUUACUACAAGGAAUAAGAAGACAGGUUUCUGAAGGUAUGAUUACACCUUCAAUCCCUCCACGACCCUUCAUGAAAUCCUAUUCUCUGCCAAGUAAUGUCCAUCAGGAAAGACGUUUCUCACAUGAAGAAUUUAGAAACCCUGUGGAUAAAUUCCAGCUCCAAAACCCUUCAGUAGACGAAUAUCAACGAGUGUCUAGUCCUAGUGUACAGCAAAGCCCCAAUAAAACAGCAGUUUUUGGGUCUCAACUCUAUGCUGGCCAAGAGUAUUCACCUAAUCCGUUGGCAAAUGAAGCUGCAAGGACAUGGACCACUCCCUCUGCUCAAGGCUUCUCUCGUGAAUCCUACCAAACCAGUGGUAGAGACAGGGAGGCAGCAUUAGUAAACAUGUCGUUUAGCAACGAGCCGAAUGAAUGGUUAAGUCAGCGGCAGCAGCAGGACCAAGAGCCUUUGCUGCGCAUCGAAAUUUCUGUUCGCGCUGCAGGUUCAUUGGAUUUCCACCUUGGUAAUUUGAUCAAGUCAGGAACUGAUAUAUCACAGUUCACCAGUUACUUGGGGAAAAAACAACUCAUCAUCAAAAAAAUUGAUGGGAACCCUAACGGAGAUUGCUGCUUCAUUGAAGUUUCGCCUCGAGAUUUACAGUCCUUAGAAGAACUUUGGCAUGACUGCAUUGUUAAAGACCUGAGAGAAUUCGUUAAAGAAAUAGUUCUGCCUGAAGACUUUAGAGGCGAAGUUGACGUGAACAUUGACGGCGAAGAGUACAAAAGAUGUUGCGAGAGUCUAAGACCGAGAGAGUUCAAGGAUAGUGGAAGACACUCCCAAAGCCUAAGUCAGGUAGGAAUGGCGGCAUGUGACGCGAGUAUACCUUCAAAAACCGUCAGACGAUCACAGAGUGUCAUGGAUGUACCCGCUACUCUAAACAUUGCCUUGCAAGAACUGCUUCAGUUAAUCUGUAGCUAUGGAGGGAGAAUGGACUGGCAGAAGGCUCAGAAACUGCUGUACAUCGACUUAACUAAACCAGAAUUUACGCAAUACAUGAGUAGAUAUUUAGAGAUUCUUCCUAAUAACGCUGUUCAGGUUAAACUCAAGUUUUGUCCAAAGAUGAGAAAAGAUAGCACUUGUGACAAUACUAACUGUCCAGAUUUACAUCUCUGCUUUUAUCAUUUUUUAACCGAUGACUGUCAGUACACGACAAAUUGCAAAAAUUCCCACAACAUUUCUGAUGAUCACACAAAUAAUAUGUUUAGAAUGGCGAAUCUUUCGUUUCUCAAUGUCGAACAACGUAAGCAGUUAGUUAGAAACGUAGCUUACGUAGCCCCUGAAAUCUGCAUUUACUACAACAAACGAUCUAGUGUAUGCACAAAGGGCUCCAACUGUCCUUACCUUCACGUCUGUAAAGACUGGGUUGUCGGUAGAUGUGGUGAGGGGAGUAGGUGCCAACGUGCCCAUACCUUCAGUAAUCCACACGAAAAGGACAUCUUAAAGAAAAAGAAUUUAGAUCGAAAGACUGAGAAAGAAAUCAUACAUAGACUUAAAGAGCAUUAUAGUUAGUACUACGCUAGAGAACACAGCGAAGAAGUAUAUUAUUAGAAUGUAACGUGACUGUCCUAUAGUCCUGAGUCCUAUAGGGUAGAUGAAGGCAGAAUGCGGCAAUACGCCAUUUUACCUUCAUUUCAGACCACGUGUUAUUCCCUAGAGUAUCAUUUCUUUGUUUAACAGUUGCUGUAGCGGAUCCAGGAUUUUUUGCCCGGUUGCAAAAUGGCCGCCACGGAGAAAAGCUGCUGAGAAGUUGCAUGAAUAUGGAUACAACUGAAACGGCAAAGAAUCUUAUUCUCAAGGGAAUGACACGUGGUUGAAAUGGAAAAACGCAUACUAGUUUACCUGGGGGGCAGCUUUUUAUGGGGGGGGUAAUUAGGGGGUAGAACUCUACUUUAUUUAGAAGAAUGAAGAUAAAUGUAUAAAGCAACAUUGUACGUGGAAGUAGAAAUGAUUUAUGUUGAACAAAAAGUUUAAAAUUCCUCAAUAUCACAGUCAUAAAUAUAAUGGAAGAUAAAUCUUGAACAUACAUUCAACUAUUCAAUUCAUAUUGAUGGAUUGCAAGCAUUCCCAAGAGAGUCAAAAGACAAAAGCAUGGCGGCCAUUGUGGUACUGUUUACAAUGGAUGCUAAUGAGAAAACUUUUGUUAAAUGGUAUCAACAUGGCCGCGAUGACGUAACGUGCAAUCAAAGAAUAGAAUGGAUGCUGGAACUAUAGAAUUAGGGCUUAGGGUUAGUAUAUGCACUUCAACAAGAGCAAAUAAAUGUGUUAAAUGUUUU